Messenger RNA from Scleropages formosus (Asian bonytongue), 1995 nucleotides. RefSeq names its product cyclic AMP-dependent transcription factor ATF-7-like. The transcript has 12 exons. Gene Ontology annotation, molecular function: DNA-binding transcription factor activity; DNA binding. The coding region runs from base 230 to 1792 and encodes 520 amino acids. The record is from RefSeq and is a predicted model, not a curated record. NCBI's taxonomy places the organism in Eukaryota, Metazoa, Chordata, Actinopteri, Osteoglossiformes, Osteoglossidae. Gene Ontology annotation, biological process: regulation of DNA-templated transcription.
GUGUCAGAUUCCAGGAGAGACGAGAAAGAGGGAGAGAGGGGCGCUGAGGUGAGUUUGUAAACACUCUGCCCUUGUCUUGGUUCGCAAACAAGACACACACCAGGUGAAAAGGUGGAAGAAGAGCCUUAGGAGCCUGUGGGAUAUGUAGAAGAUCGACUUGCUGGCGGUGUCCGGUUUCAAAUACGAGUAACAGGCUCAGUUUGUGUUACACUGCAAGCUCUUUGUGAAGAUGGGCGACGACCGACCUUUCGUGUGCAAUGCCCCGGGCUGUGGGCAGAGGUUUACAAAUGAGGACCACCUAGCUGUACACAAGCACAAGCAUGAAAUGACACUGAAGUUUGGGCCUGCCAGGACAGACUCUGUCAUCAUUGCAGAUCAGACCCCUACACCAACCCGAUUUCUGAAGAACUGCGAGGAGGUGGGGCUGUUCAAUGAGCUAGCCAGCUCCUUUGAACAGGAGUUUCGGAAGGCCCAAGAGGAUGAUGACAAGAGAGCAAAGAAUCCUCUGCCUGCCCCUCACUCUGGUGCCCUGGACAUGAGCCUUCAGACACCUUCAGAGGUCAAAGUGAAGGAAGAAGGGCCUGUGGAGGUGGACUCUUCCCCUCCUGGAAGCCCAGACUCUAUCUCCAGCAUGUCUGACAGCUGUAAAGAAGCCAUGAUAAAGACUGGAGAAAAUGAGGCUGGAAUUAAGUAUGAGCAGAAUGCCAACGGAGCGUCUGUAGGACACUGGUGUGAUCCUCCACAGGAGACUCCACCAAAGCCAGCAGUUUGCUCGGCUCCCACUCCCACCAUUGUGCGACCUGGGUCCCUGCCACUCCACAUUGGCCAUGAUGCUCUGCACCCCACCAUGCCCUCACCCACCUCGGUCAUCACGCAGGCCCCACCUUCGAACCGCACACUGGGGUCUCCCACAGGGCAGUACCCAGUGAUGAUGCACCUCCCCAAUGGUCAGGCAGUGCCAGUGCUUCCAGGCCCCAUACAGAUGCCCUCUGUCAUUUCGCUUGCCCGGCCAGUGUGCAUGGUACCCAACAUCCCUGGGAUCCCGGGCCCAACACUGGGUGGCAGUAGCAGCGGCUCGUCUUCGCCCUCCGGGUACAACCCUCACUCUGAGGCCAAGAUGAGGCUGAAAGCUGCACUAUCCCAGCAAGCUCCUGGAGGUCAAAAUUGUGGUGGUGUGGCCAUUGGUUCAAGCCCAAUGGUGCCUCAGAGGCAAGAGCAAGGACAGCUGUUGGUGCAGCACCCUGAUGCUCCCUCUCCUGCACAGCCACAGGUGUCCCCAGCACAGCCGACUGGUGGCCGGCGACGGCGGACAGCAGAGGAUGACCCUGAUGAAAGGAGGCAGCGCUUUUUGGAAAGGAACCGGGCAGCAGCCUCCCGCUGCCGUCAGAAACGCAAACUCUGGGUGAGCUCCUUAGAGAAGAAGGCUGAGGAGCUGAGCUCCAUGAAUGUAUCACUUUCGAAUGAGGUGACCUUAUUACGAAAUGAAGUGGCCCAUCUCAAGCAACUGCUACUGGCCCACAAAGACUGCCCUGUCACCACCCUCCAGAAGAAAGCUGCCUACCUGGGAGAGGACAGCCUUAAAGACCCCUCAGAGCCCACGGGGUCCCCAGCCCCAGUGAUCCAGCACAGCUCCCUGACCCCCAGCCCAACUGGAGGGCCCAAUGGGCUGAGUGCACGUGCUGCAGCCGAGGCUGUGGCCAUGUCGGUGCUAGCAGGCAUGGGCGGCCAGCAGGGGAGCAGCGGGCCCUCCCACGUCAUCAUGGCCACACAGUCCCAGCCCGCUGCCAGAUGAUGAGUGUACAGGGCUGGCUGGAACUGGGCAAAUGCCAGUGGAGGAGUGAGCAUCCUCCUACUUCUUCUGCCUCUCCCUGGCACCACCUCCUCUUUUUCUCCACCCCCAGUGGCUGGUCUGGAGCUCAGCAUCAUUUUGAAUGAACAGGGACUAAUGAAGAGCUUCUUUCCACAAUGCCAUGGACUUCAGGGGAUGGACCCACC